This is a messenger RNA of Catharus ustulatus (Swainson's thrush), 1881 nucleotides long. It is a transcript of the gene SOWAHB, whose product is annotated as sosondowah ankyrin repeat domain family member B. The transcript has 3 exons. Gene Ontology annotation, molecular function: protein binding. NCBI's taxonomy places the organism in Eukaryota, Metazoa, Chordata, Aves, Passeriformes, Turdidae. The record is from RefSeq and is a predicted model, not a curated record. Bases 1 to 1881 code for a protein of 626 amino acids.
AUGGCGCGGGAGCUGAGCCAGGAGGCUGUGCUGGACUUCCUCUGGGCGGCCGGGGGGCGAGCCCCCAACACGGCGCUGCUCCGCCACUUCCAGCGCUUCCUCCGCGACCCGGCGCUGACGGAGCAGCAGCGGCGGGAGCGCCGCGAGUACUUCAAGAGCCUCGUCAACUCCCUGGCCACCGUCCACCCCGCCGCCGCCCCCGGCGCCUCCAAGGACAUCGUCCUCCGCCGCAGGUACCGCGACCUCCUCGAUGAGGAGCUGCCGCCGCCGGAGGAGCAGCGGGAGCAGGAGGAGGAGGAAAAGAAGGAGCCGCAGCCGCCGCCGCCGCCCCGACGCGACCCCGACGGGCGGCUCGGCCCCCGCGGGGAGGCGGCGGAGCAGGGGCGGCCCGGCGGGGCGGGGGGCUGCUCUGCCCGGGGCCGCGGCGGGCUGUGCUGCGAGUGCCGCCGGGCGCGCCGCGCUGCCGCCGCCGCCGCUGCCGUGCCUCCGCCCCCGUACCGGAGCCCGCACGUGCCGCCUCCCUACAGGUUUCCUCAGCCCCCCGAGAUGCCGCCUCCCUACAGGCUGCCUCAGCCCCGAUCUCCGCCGCAGCCCGCGGCCGGGAUGCCCUUGCUGAAGGCGCCAAGACCCUCGGCAAGCCCGGGGGGGCGACCCCCCGGCGGACCCACCCAGUCCCCGCCGCUGCCGUCGGGCCCCAGGGCGCUGUCCGCCCGCGACCUGCCCCCAUCCCGAUCCUUGCCGGUGCUGUCCGCCCGGGAGGUGCUGCCCCUGUCCCGGUCCCUGCAGGCACUCCCUGCCAGCCCCUCCUCAUCGCCACUGCUUUUAUCGGGCCCCGAGGCGCUCGCUUCCACCAGGCUGCCCCCAUCGCAGUCCAGGUCCCUGCAGCAGCUCCCCACCAGGCCAUCCCCAGACUUGCCGAGGGGAUCCAGGGGGCUGGCCCCCAAGGGACCAACCCAGCCUCAAGUCCUGCAACUGUACCCGUCUCAAAGCCUGACACUGCCGUCAGGUCCUGCGAUCCUGCCCCAAUCCCUGCCACAGUCCGCCACUCUCCCAUCCGCACCCCGCUCCCUGCAGCCACCUCUCGCCAGGUCACCCCCGUGCCAGUCCCUGCAGCCAGCACAGGGCCCCGCAGUGCCCCAAGCCCCAGAGAGCCAGCCCCCAGCCCCGCUGCCCGUUUUCCGGAGCAUCAGGUGCCAGCUCGCUCUGUCGGAGGCGCAGGGCCCGCUGCCCUCGCUGCACGAUGAGUGCGGGCGGCAGCCCCGCUCCCUGCUCGCCAAGAGCUCCCCCAGGAACGCCGCAAGCCGGGGGCCCCUGGUGCCGCUGGGACAGCGGGAGCACGCCUGGCUGGUGGCAAUGUCCGCGGGCUGCUGGGCUCAGGUGCGGGGGCUCUUUCUGGAAGAGCCCGAGCUGGCCCUGCAGAGGGACUUCAUCUCGGGCUUCACGGUGCUUCACUGGCUGGCCAAGCACGGCGACGGGCCGGGCCUGCAGGAGCUGGCGGCGGCGGCGCGGCAGGCCGGGCUGGCGCUGGACGUGGACGCCCGCUCGGGCUGCGGGUACACGCCGCUGCACCUGGCCGCCAUACACGGCCACCAGCUUGUCAUCAAGGUGCUGGUGCUGCAGCUGGGCUGCCAGGUGCAGGUGCGGGACGGCAGCGGGCGCCGGCCCUGGGAGUACCUGGGCAGCUCCACCUCGGGGGAGAUCUGGCAGCUCCUGGAGGCCCCCCGUGGCACGAUCAUGUUCCCCACGCAGCCCCUGGCCCGCAGCGUCUCCUCCGUCAGCAAGGUCUCGCCGUCCGCCGGCAGGGCAGCGCUGCCUGCCUGCCUCAGGGUGCCGCUCGGCCGUGGGGCAGCGUCCCACCCAUCCGACAGCGACAGUGACUGA